Aureobasidium subglaciale EXF-2481 is the source of this 1603-nucleotide messenger RNA. RefSeq lists its product as uncharacterized. The record is from RefSeq and is a predicted model, not a curated record. Lineage: Eukaryota; Fungi; Ascomycota; Dothideomycetes; Dothideales; Saccotheciaceae. The coding region runs from base 163 to 1317 and encodes 384 amino acids. The transcript has 3 exons.
GCAUACUGGAGAUAGAGCUUAGCCCCGCGACAUUUCCAUCCACGUCAUUCAUGAAGAAGGUAUAAGUAGGAAGAGCUGCCUGCCAGUGUCUGAGGAAUAGUUCAAAAUCAUCCUCUUCCUCUAUCAAACAAGCAAUUGAGAAAAUCUUUUUCCCCCCCCAAAAUGUCUUUCUUCGACCCUGCUCCCAAGCCAAAGAGCUUGCUCGGCUACCACAGAGUCCUCGCACCUACUGCAGGUAUCAAAUGUUCUCCUCUAUGUCUUGGAGCCAUGAACUUUGGCGCUGGAUGGAAGGACAUUAUGGGAGAGUGUGACAAGGACACCAGUUUCGCUGUCCUCGACGCCUUCUUUGACCUCGGCGGUAACUUUGUCGACACGGCCAACGCGUAUCAAUGCGAAGAGUCUGAAGAGUGGAUUGGCGAGUGGAUGGAGAAGAAGAAGAAUCGUGAUCAGAUGGUCAUUGCGACCAAAUACACCACUGGGUACCGCAGUCACGCCCGUGAUGCCGAACCCCUUCAGUCAAACUUUGUCGGCAACUCCUUCAAGAGCAUGCACAUCUCUGUCAACCGCUCGUUGAAGAAGUUGCGUACCGACUACAUCGAUCUCCUCUACGUGCACUGGUGGGAUUUCACCACCAGUGUCGAGGAAGUAAUGCAUGGCCUAAACGCCCUCAUCACAGCCGGAAAGGUCCUCUAUCUCGGUGUAUCCGAUACCCCAGCUUGGGUAGUCGUAAAAGCAAACGACUACGCUCGCGCCCACGGUCUUCGCCCUUUCUCAGUCUACCAAGGAAAAUGGAAUGCCUCCUACCGCGACAUGGAGAGAGAAAUUAUCCCCAUGUGUGUAGAUCAAGGCAUGGCUCUUGCACCCUGGGGUCCUUUAGGUCAAGGCAAAUUCAAGACCAAGGAAGCUCGCAGUAAAGAGCAUGAAGGCUCUGCUCGUGCAUCUCAGUCUAGCGAGACUGAACAUGCCAUUUCGGAUGCUCUGGAGAAGGUGGCGGACAAGUACAAGGCUACUAUGCAUGGUGUUGCUCUGGCAUAUGUCAUGCACAAGACUCCCAAUGUCUUCCCCAUCGUCGGCCAGCGUAAAGUCGAGCAUCUCAAGGCUAAUGUGGAGGCUUUGAGUAUCAGACUUACUCAAGAGGAUAUCAAGGAGAUCGAAGGAGCCGCUCCCUUUGAUCCAGGAUUCCCGCAUACCUUUUUGUUCAACGACAAGUGGGACGUUACGAACAAUACUGCGGCAGAUGUCAGACUUACUGGUCUUGCGGCGAGGAUUGACGCUCCCCCUUCGCAGAAGCCUAUCCAACCUCGCUCUGAGGUGUAGGAGAGCUAGAUAGAAUCAUACAGUUUCAAUCAUAAAAAUAUCAGUCUCCCUUCUGCCAUUCCACAACGCGAUCAAAUAUAGCACCAUAUAUUUCUCACUGAGAGUAUCCAUACAGAGGAGCUUAGUACAUGUUGUUUUCUCGUUCAUAGAUCGCCACAGCCAUGAAUGCUUGUGAUCAGCAGACUGUCGGCAGGCACAACGAUAUUCCACAUCAUAAAGUCGUUCCUGGAGAAAACAACCAUCUUAUAAGAUCUUGGCAGCUCAUAUCUGCAAUCAAAAACAACAC